AUGUUUCCCGGAGGAUCUGGCUCACAGGAACCAUUUUCUUCCAGGAAUCCAUCCAAUCUACUCAAAGCCUCAGACGCGCAAUCGAACGUUGGGCUUUCUUCUCCACUAGUCCAGUCAGCGGAGACUCCCGACUUUUCACAGAGCGUCCUUCCUGGAGCAGAAUCUCACUGGCCCGUUCAGCACAUUCAGAGUCCUAUUUCUACUGUGCAAGGUGGUCCGCAAUCAACAGGAUUUGCACCGCCACUCCCCUCUAAUCAUUCAACGCUGAAUCCCGGCACGAGCCAGCCUCACACCCUGCCAGGAUCGAACUACCCCACAGAGUCAACGGCACAGUCUUCUAUCGAGGACACAACUCCUAUUAAAGAAGAAAUUGAGUCAGAAGACCAACGCGGCCUUGGCAUCUCAUCAUACCCCAUGUCAGUAGUAUCAGAUACAUAUUUUGCUGGCCCAAUGCAGCAUAAUACUCAGCAAUAUGCGUGGACAAACCGACCUUACCAACCCUUGCAACCGGGACAAAUGAACCCGCCAUUCCCAUCUUCACAUCCUUCAUACCCUCCAUCAAGCUAUGCGAUGGUUUAUCCAAGUCACUCAAACGUGCCGCUGCAUGGAUACCAGCAGCAAGAACAUCAAUUACCGGCGUCUUAUCUCGCACCUGGCAAUCCUUCCCGUCAUAGUCAGCCUCGAAGUUCACCCGUUGCCCGUCCUUUCUACCCUCAAUCUGUUCCAGGCACUUCUCAGCCCGAGCAGCCUCUCAUGACGUCCCCUCCUCCUUAUAUGAUAAACCAACCUGCCUAUUACUUCCCUGACACACAACCCAUUCCAUCGCACCCUACCUCCAUCAGCUCUCAGCCACCAUCGAUGACUGCUCCGGAGCCGAUAUACUCUUCACCCGAAUCAGCCGCCGCUACCGAUUCUGACCCUGUCCGCGUACUCAAUUUGCGCCCCCGACCACAGUGCUGGGACCAUGGUUGCAAUGGUCGUGAGUUCUCAACAUUCAGCAAUCUUCUCCGCCACCAGCGAGAAAAGUCAGGAGUGGUGGCUAAGGCUGAAUGCCCGAUAUGCGGUGCGGUAUUUACACGUACGACAGCACGCAAUAUCCACGUUGCGCAGGGCAAGUGUAAAAGCUCAGGGAGGGAAUCAUCCGCUGAGUAG
This is a messenger RNA of Penicillium mononematosum, 1152 nucleotides long. RefSeq lists its product as uncharacterized. The transcript is spliced from 6 exons. Bases 1 to 1152 code for a protein of 383 amino acids. The record is from RefSeq and is a predicted model, not a curated record. NCBI's taxonomy places the organism in Eukaryota, Fungi, Ascomycota, Eurotiomycetes, Eurotiales, Aspergillaceae.